AUGUUGGGCUCGGCCGAGGCGACACCUAUAAAGGCCAAAAGAUUCCAAACACUCGGUUCCGCCUUCUUCCUGAUUCCGGUCUUAUCUGGUCAACGACGAAAUUUGCAGGAGAUGGACCAGGUCCUGGGCUACGGUUUCGAGUAUGGCAAGGCCAAGGAGUACGCUCGCUCCCUCGAAGGCUUCUCGGCUAAGGUUUGAGACUUCCUAUAGCUCUUCGAUAAAAUAUCUCGUGAUUAUUAACUUCAUAAAAAAACUUUUUUUAACGGUAUAUCAUAUAUUGAAGUUUAAGAGAUUGCUGAAAAAACUUGAAAAUCGAAAAAUAUAAGAGUUUAUUACACAAAAAAAAGUUGGUUUUUCAAAACCUGAUGACAGAUUUGCCUCUUUCACUAAACAUUUGAGCCCCCUACGAAGAAAAAGACUAUGCUAGAAAUCACACAAAAAUGAAGUUUGCAGCUCGCGGUGGUGUACAUGGUGACAGUGUUCGGCAUCAAGUACUACAUGCGAAACAGGAAGCCGUUAGAUCUGCAGGGACCGCUGAACGUCUGGAACGGCAUUCUGGCCGUGUUUUCGGCUCUCGGAUUCCUUUUCACCUUCCCCACGCUCCUUCAUGUCAUCUUCACGAAAGGACUUUCGCGUGUGUCUUCUAAUUUUAGAGAAGUCGUAAUCUCUCUUUUACAGAUACAUAUACGCACAUUUCGGCGGUCUACACGAACUCAACCUCAGGAUAUUGGGUUUUUCUCUGGGUUCUGAGCAAAAUCCCAGAGCUCGUCGACACGAUUUUCAUCGUCCUCCGCAAGCGACCACUCAUGUUCAUGCACUGGUCCGUCAUUAAUUACUUCAAGCUUCCUCGAAUAACGAGUAGAAGAACGUUCCGCAAAGACUUUAAUUUUUUUCGUACAGUCGUUAAAACUUUGCGGCAAAGUUCUAACAAACGUUAAAAAUUUGUCUUAGUUUGAAAAGAAUUUUAGAAGUUUUCUAGUUAAAAUCUGGACUUUUCUUUGACGGUAAGCCGGUUGAGAUAGCUCAUAUCUCGUCUGACAAAAGAUCAUCAGACAAAACCAAAGUCAUCCGAUGUCUUGACAAUGUCGCGCCAUUUAGCUGUUAUCUAGCAAAAAACAUUUUUCAGCAUUUUAUGUGCUAGGUAAAUGAUUAUGUGAGGUGAUAGGGUCCAAAGAAAUUUAUGAAGAAAAAUAUAUUAGACCACAGAUCGCUAACAAAAAGUAUAAGAAUGGUAAAUCGAGUUGGGCUUCGGAACCCGGUUUGAAAUCAGACUUUCUCUAAAGAAAGUUGUUGCAUAUCCGACACCUUUUUUAUACCUAAGUUUUCAGUGUUUGGCACUGUCAAUACAAUUUUUUAGAAUUCCUAGCUUUGCCCAGAUAAACGACACUUACGAAAUCCGAAAAUCUGAAAAAAUAAGGCAUUUUUAGGUACCACCACGCGCUGACUGGGUACUACGCCCUUGUGUGCUACCAUGAAGACAACGCCCACAUGGUCUGGGUGGUCUGGAUGAACUAUCUGGUGCACGCUUUCAUGUACAGGUAGGAGAUGUUCAGGAGAAAGUUCUAGAUCAUUUCGGUUCAGCUACUACCUCCUCAAGUCGCUCAAGAUCCGCGUCCCGCCUCAAGUCGCCCAACUCAUCACCACCAGCCAGAUGGUGCAGGUGAUGCUCCACGACGCCUUCUUCUUUAAUUGGCCCCUUUCAGUUCACGAUCGCCAUCGCUGCUCAAUUGCACGUCGGCUACCUGGCCUAUUCUGGUGUCCCCGGCCUGGCGGUCACUUUCCGCGGCUGGGCCAUCGGCCUCUUCAUGCUCGUCUCAUAUUAUGCUCUCUGGAUCCAGUCAGUCGGUCUUCCAAGUCUUUUUAAUGCGCAAGAUUCCCAGAUUCUACAAGGAGAGCUAUCUAAACAACGGCGGCAAGAAGUACAAAAGGGCCGAAACCGAAGGCGCAGCGCGCAAGGCUCAGUAA
Caenorhabditis auriculariae is the source of this 1965-nucleotide messenger RNA. The record is from the annotation of a GenBank genome assembly. NCBI's taxonomy places the organism in Eukaryota, Metazoa, Nematoda, Chromadorea, Rhabditida, Rhabditidae.